AAAAAGGGCCCCAAAAACAUUAGAGCUGAUUGUUGCUGCCUGCUGGAUCCGAGACUUCGCUGUUCUUCUUUUGCUAUGAGUCCUUGAGAGAUAAAGCUCUUGGAAGAGUAGGCAUGGUGGUUAAAUUAGAAAUCUACAGCGCGUAAGCACUGCUCUAUACCUAUAUCAUCUUCCCUAUCCCCCCUCUCUCUCUAUCUCGCUCUCUCGCUCUCUCUCCACUCUUACUCUCUCUCUCUUCUGGCAAAGAUCUUUAUCGAUCGGUCGAAGAAUUCGAGGAUAUGGGGUCUGCCGGGGGAGUGAUCGUGGAGGAUGAAGAUCGCCUCCAGAUAAUGGAGCUCGCGACCAUGUGUUCGGUGCCCAUGGCGCUCAAAGUAGCGGUGGAGAUGGAUGUGGCGGAGCGGAUCGAAAAGGCGGGGCCUGGCGGGCUUCUGUCCGCCGCCGAGAUCGUGUCACAGAUCCCCGAGUGCUCCAGCCCCAUGUCGCCGAUCUACCUCGACCGGAUCAUGCGAGUCUUGGCCAGCCGCAAGAUCUUCAAGGAGGUGGACGAAGGGGGCGUGCGCAAGUAUGGGCUUACUUCCAUGUGUAAGCAUCUCAUCAAGGACGAGAGAGGGGUCUCUCUGGCGCAUCAUGUCCUCAUGAAUCAAGACAAGGUGUUCAUGGAGACCUGGCAGUAUCUCCACGAAGCUGUUCUUGACGGCGGCGAGCCCUUCACCAAGGCGUUUGGGCAGACCGAGUUUGAGCUGGGAAAGGAGAAUUCCAGGGUCAACAAUCUCUUCCACGCCGCCAUGUCCAAUCACUCUAAGCUCUACAUGAACGCCAUCCUGGAGGCCUACCACGGAUUCAAGGGAAUUGGGACACUAGUCGACGUUGGUGGUGGAGUCGGGACUUCUCUGACGGUGAUUCUCAAGAAGUAUCCCGAGAUCAAAGGGAUCAACUUCGAUCUUCCUCACGUCGUUGCCAAGGCUCCUCAAAUUCCAGGUGUGGAGCACGUUGGCGGGGACAUGUUUGUGAGCGUCCCGCAAGGAGACGCCAUCUUCAUGAAGUGGAUCCUGCACGACUGGAGCGAUGAGGCUUGCAUCACGCUGCUCAAGAACUGCUACAAGUCCAUCCCCGAGCACGGAAAAGUUAUUGUGGUGGAUUCCGUUCUGCCCUCGGUGCUGGACACGGGCGCUGGAGCUCGAGUGGCUCUCAGCAUCGAUCUCUUGAUGCUCGUCUAUAAUCCGGGUGGCAAGGAGAGGACGUUUGAGGAUUUUGAGAAGCUCGCCAAGGCGUCGGGCUUCUCGAGCGUCAAAGUUCCCGUGACUGUAGACUUCAUAUCAGUAGUGGAGUUCCACAAGUGAAAGCAAGGCACUGUGUCAAAAGUAAUAAACAAUACGACUGAAGUUUUCUACGUCGUCUCUCAAUUAA
Molecule: messenger RNA, 1407 nt
Organism: Selaginella moellendorffii
Lineage: Eukaryota; Viridiplantae; Streptophyta; Lycopodiopsida; Selaginellales; Selaginellaceae
Product: caffeic acid 3-O-methyltransferase 1
Exons: 4
Coding region: 279-1340 (353 amino acids)
Biological process (GO): methylation
Molecular function (GO): O-methyltransferase activity; protein dimerization activity; S-adenosylmethionine-dependent methyltransferase activity
Source: RefSeq, a predicted model, not a curated record